CGAUACGCGAUACCAUAUCGAUUCGUAGUAAAAGAUAACACGAUAACAAGUACCGAAUAAUGCACCUAAUAUUAGUAUAGUAACCUGAAUUUUUUGGCAUCACGAUGAGUGCAAUUAAAAACUAUUUUAAAGAAGAAGCGAAAGUGCAGAUGUUAGUGCUAGGGCAUCCCAAGUCGUCGGACUUUUACCUCAGUGUUUGGCAAACUACUCGGUCGCCGGUCCCACUUCUCAUUUGGCGGUCGUUUCUAUUUCUAGUUUCACUAGGAGUAGUACUCGCGUCUUUGAUUUUGUACAUAUUGGCGUCUAAAGCAGGAUAUUGGUUUAUUUACCUUACACAUUGGGGUCUUACGAUAAACACAUUUGCCACUGGAUUUGCUGUUGCUGUGUCUGCGCGCUGCUAUCUCUAUGGACCAAUAAGCGGCGAGUUCCUAUUACCAUGGUACGUGAAGACCUACUGGGUGUUUUACAACUCGGCCAUUCCCCUUGCAUUCCUCAUCACCAUAUUUUACUGGACUGUACUGUAUGGAUUGCACGAAGAAGAAGAGUUGAACCAUGCGCUCGACGUGUCAGUUCACGGCGUGAACUCGCUAGUGAUGUUCGGGCUCCUCAUCAGUGCAUCCCAACCUUCGCGAAUGUGGCACAUCUACCAGCCACUCCAGUUCGCCAUUCUCUAUGUUAUCUUCAGCGCGAUUUAUUAUGCUGCUGGUGGGGUUGAUGUGAGCGGCAACAGAUGGAUAUACUCCGUUAUAGACUGGUCAUCGCCAGGCUUGACUAUAGGCAUCGUAGCGAUGACAGGCCUCCUCCUAGCGGUGUUACACUUCGUGGUGAUGGGGUUGGCCGUGGCACGGGACGCGCUGGCUUCCAAGUUGUUCCAUGAUUCGGUCACAGUGCAUGGGGCGGAGGGAGUUCCAUUAAGGAGAAGACCGAGUCAAACACGGACCUCUAAUGCAUAGAUGACAUGAUAUUAACGUUGCACAUUGGUCAACAUUACUUGUUUCACGUACUUGUAAGUAAU
This is a messenger RNA of Leguminivora glycinivorella, 1015 nucleotides long. Its product is annotated as protein rolling stone-like. The record is from RefSeq and is a predicted model, not a curated record. The transcript has 4 exons. Lineage: Eukaryota; Metazoa; Arthropoda; Insecta; Lepidoptera; Tortricidae. Bases 105 to 953 code for a protein of 282 amino acids. Gene Ontology annotation, cellular component: membrane.